AUGUAUGUCAGAGUGGAUGGCAUCACUUCCAAUCACUUGCCUAACAAAAGCGGCACUUAUUUAGUUGGGUUUAACUACUUAUGGUUGGGUUGUCCACAAUCGCUGUGUUUAUCAGGAACUAUAGACGCGGCCACACACGCGGCCACACGUUUGACCAACGGAUCAGUCUAUGUAUUUCGUGGUAACUAUUACUGGGAUCUCAAAUAUCCCCCUUUAGUUAAGUACGCAAAGAGUGCUGAUAAACAAUAUGUAUGGAACUGGGAGUCAAUUGCUGAGACACACCAUUUAAGUGAUGUUGAAUUCCUUCAUAAAAUCGACGCUUCAUUUCAUGUGACCAACAAAAGUGUCUAUUAUUUUAGAGGGAAUAAGUAUUUAAUACAUAAUUGUCCAUUUCAUCCGUUUAAUACUGAGGAUUUGGAUAUACCAUGGGAUCAGAUUGAUGCUGCUUUUGCUGAUAAUAACGCGAUAGCCUUUCAUUUUCGGAUGAACCUAGACUUGUGUUUAAGGACUUAUAUAACUGUCCAUUAG
Molecule: messenger RNA, 528 nt
Organism: Oppiella nova
Lineage: Eukaryota; Metazoa; Arthropoda; Arachnida; Sarcoptiformes; Oppiidae
Source: the annotation of a GenBank genome assembly